Molecule: messenger RNA, 3291 nt
Organism: Ectocarpus sp. CCAP 1310/34
Lineage: Eukaryota; Phaeophyceae; Ectocarpales; Ectocarpaceae
Source: the annotation of a GenBank genome assembly
UAUAUUCUCGGACAGAGGGAGUAUACUCCUUGUUUUUCAUCGUGCCGCAACAGCCAAGUUUCUCCGCGAACCCCAUUUCCACUGUCCCAGACGCUCUGACCCUUUUCUGUUCGUAGAUCGGCGCCCUUGGACUGCUUCUUUGGAGGAGAGCCUCCGCGAGAUCAACAACGUCGUCGGCCGGCUUCCGAGCUAGCGGCGCCACCUUGCUGUUGUCCCCAUAGAGAGCUCUCUCCCGAAUGCCUUCCAAAGUCGACUUUUUUGCGCUGCUCGCUGGUGUUGCAGCACCGACACGUGGAACAAUCGAGCGGAUGACGCAGGUAGGCCCGUCGGGGAUGGCGUCGUCGUUGUAUUGGCAAUCCGUUCCCCAGCUCCAGCAAGCCUCCGGCCCCGCAGAAGCAGCAGAUGCAGGGAAACACCACCGUUUGGAGGUAGCGGCACCACGGCGACGAGACCUUGGUCGCGACGCACGAGGAACAUCGCUGUUGCUUGACACGGCAGAGGCGCGCUCUGCGGAUUUCGAGCACGGUUAUUUUCCUCUAGACGAGUCCAAGGCAGAUUUGCGUGGACGGCGGCUCGAGGCGAACCGACCUCAGGCAGACGGCAGUGCUGAUGCUGACGACGCUGAGGGGAUUUUUUCUCCGGCGGUGAUGGCGGCUGAGGGGUGGGGCGUGGUCGACCUCCGUGGCCAGUGCAGUGACGGGGAUAGUUUUACGGUUACGUCGCCGUCGAUCCCCAGCACAGAGGGCUGCUACACCUCGGUCCCCGGCACAUCUUUCGGGGAGGGGUUCAUGUACUCCACCGAGGACUCGACCGUGACUACAACCAUCUAUCCCAAGAUCAUCACGAAGGACGGGACGAGCAACUUUUUCUGGGCUGUGUCAGAGCUAGCGGUUUUUUCGGGGGAUAGUGUCACAAUUGACUGUCUUUCGGUCGAGACGACGUCAACCUAUAUCCACCCUGCGGCCGCGAGUUGGCAAUGCGACGUUGAUGGCAGCGGUGAACUGUUGCCGGUGGAAGACGACGAGUUCUUCCUCGUAUGCGGCUGCGGGACCAGCGCCACUAGCGGCAGCAGCAGCGACGGCGCCGAUCCCGUACAGACCCCCACGGCCUCGCCUGUGAGUAACCCGUCAUCCGUCGAUGGUGAUGGUGAUGAUAGUCAAGACUUUUCCGUCGCCCCGACCGGCUCUCCUACAAGCAUGGCUGCGGUAGUCGCGCCAACCCCGGCUGGUAGCAGCCCACCCGACACGAACACGGAGGUCAGUGGAGGGAAUUCGAGGGGCGCCGGUAGUUAUGCUAUGCAGAUGUUGACGGCUACAGCUGCUGGUGUCGUAAGCCUCGCUACUUGUGUUUGCGUGGCGAUUGUUUCCGGGUACGGCAUCUCGCUGUUUUGACAUGGGCUGCACCGUCUGUUGUGAAAGGUAAGAUGUUAUUUGGUUGCUGUUAAUUUAUUUGGCAGCUGCUUGUUCCUUAAGGUUAUCAGGACCAAGCUGUCGCGCUCGGUGGAACGAACGCAUAGAUUGGUGGGCUCCGUCUGCCUCACGGUGUUGUGUGUAUUCCUACUGAGAUUUUGUGGCGUGCUUCUUGUAAGUUGCCUUGUUUGUUGGUAUUUGAUGCCAUCGUUCGAAUUGCUAAGGAGAUAUCGUAUCCAAAAUCUUAGCCUGAUCAAUAUUGGCUUUGAAGCCGUGCAGCAUUCCGAUGAACAGAGGACAUGAUCGAGGUGUGUUGCGAUCACAGCUGUUGCUUGCGAAAAGUUUUGAAUGUGGUACUUCGAUCGACAAGAUGGGCAUUACAGUACGCGCCGCCUGUGGUGAACUCGAUAAGUUGAACACUUAAUUGUCGAAUGUAAUAACAUUUUGAGAAGGUUGGCCAUUACAACAGGUGCUCCUUUUCGACGGAAAAUGAGGGCAAGAGCGCACCCAGUUGGAGUAAGUACUGCGGAUGCAAGUAGGAAAGCGGCAUAUGUAUAGAUGAGAACCAGGCAGCUGGGGGCUGGAGGCGUAAGCCCCAGAGUUUCUGGACGGGGGGGGGUGACAACCAAUCCUUUCGCUGGGAAGUACGUUCGGGGCCAUCGAGCGAAAUCGUCGUGAUUGUAGCCGCUCUUCAGGCGUUUAACAAGUUGGAGUGACUAGAUUCAGAGUUCGAAAGCAAUGAGAGUGCGGAGCAGGAGACAGGCAGAGAGGACGAUAGUGACAAUGCGGGUGGGGACGAGGAACGACAACGCAUUUAGAGGAUUUGGAACCAGGGUUCCAGGGAUGACCUUAUGCUGGUUGGCUACGUUACGUUUCGGGCAGGUUGGAGAUGUCGGUUCUUUGCUUGCCGGGUUUUGGCGUGAGUUUUGUACCAUGUUUUAGCAGAAUUAGAUUUAGUAGGUGAUGGUGUUGGUGGUGGUGUUACCCUUGUUGUUCACAGUGGCCGUGUUCCAAGGUGGUACAGCUUGUUGGUGUUGUAUUUUGGUUGACCACGUGCUACUCUUUGCGAUGUCGGUGUACAUUGUGAAGUGAAACCCGUAGCUACCUAGAACGGCAUGGUUUGUUUUCCCAUCAUUCCACGCCGAUAGAUGCCCCCGGUAGUUGGCGAUGAUAAUGGCAUGUGCCCGAAUGACGUACUACAACGCCUGAAGGGUCCGGCACGACAUUCGUCGUCAAGCGUCCGAUUUUCUUGACAACUGCGCAGGGAUUCCUCCCAAGGCUCGCGAUGGGCGGGCACUUGCACGAUGACCGUGUGCAGCUCGGAGAAACCAGAGCAUCCACUCCAUGCGGCUGCCGAUAGAGGGGUGUCUAGGCCAGUGGAUUUUUCUCGAGAGACGGGUGGAGUAAUAAUCGAAAGAUUUUCAGGUAGCAUUGCAGUAGAAGUCGCGAAUCAUUUUGUAGAGAGCGCGCAUCUCUUGUGACUGUCCUGGUGUAGAAAGUUGUGCCGAACGGGAGUGAUGGGCUUGGGCUCUAUGAGUCUACAAAAAGUAGUUACGUUUGUAGGUCUUGUUUUGCCCGAUAUGUCACUGUAGUGACAUCUGACCAGACUAACGGCUGGCUGGGUUUUCGUUUUUCCCCUUCGGUUCUGUUUUUGCGCUCGGCUUUGCUUGUGGUGUAUGUGAUGAUCUUUGUGGGCCGUUGUUCUUUUUUGUGUGGUUUUUCCUGAGUGUUAUGUACCUCUUGAGGGUAGUUGACCUGUCGACCUGUGUCCAAGACAGGUGUCGGCGUUAGUUGGAUCGGUACGAAUGUACGAAAAAAGUGGAGACCGGCACGGCUUUCCCUCGAAACAACAGCAACAAGUACCAAUACUAACACCAACACC